Messenger RNA from Lytechinus variegatus (green sea urchin), 3542 nucleotides. RefSeq lists its product as uncharacterized. Gene Ontology annotation, cellular component: nucleus. Gene Ontology annotation, molecular function: DNA-binding transcription factor activity, RNA polymerase II-specific; RNA polymerase II transcription regulatory region sequence-specific DNA binding. Lineage: Eukaryota; Metazoa; Echinodermata; Echinoidea; Temnopleuroida; Toxopneustidae. The record is from RefSeq and is a predicted model, not a curated record. The transcript has 2 exons. The coding region runs from base 16 to 1176 and encodes 386 amino acids.
GUGAAUAUUUUAAGAAUGUAUUUUCCUGAUUCUACUUUCCAGAUGGUCGAGAGUGCUUUAUCUCCGCCGUACGACGGGAGCGAAUUUCAGGAUCUGUUUCCUGAACUGACCGGCGUGGAACCAGACGAAAUGGUGGACAUAGAAUCGUUGGCUGAUCAUGCUGCAUCGUCGUUGCAACAACCUGAUGACGUUGUAGAAAAUCACUCAGUUAUGCUGAACGACAACGUUUCCAUUCAUUCACAAGAUAGUUAUUCAGAGAGGGGUUCAGUAUACGAGUGUGAUGAUGUUUCAGAGGGGGAGGUGGAGGAACAUGAAGAUGCUGAUCAAUUGCUGAGAUACCUCAUCGCUCCAGUCAGUCAAACUCAAAGUAAGACGAAGCAGCUGAGACGCCAAUCUUCCAAUUCCAAUGACUCUGAAAGAUUUCCUGAUCGUUCUCGGGAUCAGGGCUCGACCAUUCAUCAUCCAGACUCCCCGCCGCCAUCAGCUGUGGUGACGACGCGUAAAUACACAAGAAAGUCCACGUCAAAGGCCCGAAGAAACGGGCCAAAACAAAUGCCAGCUUCUUCAACAACAUGCUUCACCGUUGUUGAUGAGAAAGGUUCAUGCAAAAGCGUCCAAGGCCCAAACAGGAAUGCUGUUAUGGCAAAGUUAAAUCGUGAGAGGAAGAAGCAGCUCAUGGUGGAACUUGAAGAAAAGGUUGGACUUCUCGAUACUGAAAAUGAUGCGCUUAAAAAGCAGAAUGUCCGCCUUCGAAAGAGAGUUGAUAUUCUAAGCCGAGAACUUCAAUAUGUGAAAAAUGUUCUUGCAAACCAAAGCACGCUGUCCAGUCUUCUGAAAAAUAUCAAAGCAACAGGACUUGAGUUUCAUACUUCAAUGCCGUUACAGUCCAACCCAAGCAGAGUUGCCAAAGGUAUUUCACGUGUGAAUCAGAAAAGAAAAAGGCAGUUUGAUCAUGACUAUUGUCUUGAGCAGAAUGAUGAUGAGUUCCAGUCUCCAAAAGUUGCCAGGUCUGGAAGUAAAGGGAAAAAAGAUGAUGGCAAAACUGAUGCUAAUGUGAAUCUUUCAAACUGUGAUGCAGUAGGAGGAGUUUGUCUUCAUGUUUUAGGUGAGAAUGUCUCACUCGAGUUCUGUUCAAAGUGUAGUGCAAAAGCAAACUUGGCUGGAAGCAGAUGUUGAGCCAUUCUCAAAGAAGCAGGAAUGAGAUGAGAUCUCAAAGAAGCUGUUCAUCACUGGCCCUGGGAGUAAUCAGAUGAUCAUGAACUACAUGUAUUCCAUCGCAGAGCAGCAUGUUGAGUGACUAAGGAACGGUGUCAUUUUAUGAUUUUGGAAAGCAUAUGGUCGGUUGUUUCUUACCUUUGAUUAAUGACAGUGAAAGUACAAUUGAAUUCUUUCUAUAAGCCAUAACUCAUUGAUUGUUUUAGUUCACAGACUUGAGCUCCAUAUUUUCAAACAUUUGACUCGAAAUGAAAUACAAGAAAAACUCAAUAUCGUAGUAUUGACAUGUGAUAAUUUUGAUUAUUAGAUAAUCCUAGGUUACCGGUAAUUCAUUUUUGUCCUGUUUUGUAAAGAGAAGUCAAUUGCAACUUGUGAGUUUUGUUAUACGUUGCAUAUGGCUUCUCUAUUUUAGUAAUGUCUUGUAUACAAUCUUGUUGAAGAACACUCACUAAUCUUGCUUUCAGUUGUCUCUUUUCUUCUGUCCUAUGCAGGUCAAUUGCUUGGAGAAUUCACCACAGGCACACCUACAUCUAAACUGUCAAGGCCUCUGCUUUAUUGGAUGAUGUGGAUGUAUUCAAUCUUUGUCUUCUCUUCGAAGACGGUGCCACAAAGACACACUUAAGUUCAUAUGUGAUGAACUCAAAUGGUCGGUUAAGUCUUGUAUCUUAGUUAUAAGUGCAUGAAAAUGCAACUUGGUUUUGCAUGACCCUGUCCAAUUUUUUUCUUAUCUAGGCCUACUCUGCUCAUAUCAUUUAUGAAAAUAUGGUGUUUAUUUGAUUUUAUAUCUGUUCAAUAGCAGCUCUUUUGAAUUUGAAGCUAUUGAGAAAAUGGCAACAUGCCAUGUUGAAGUUAUUUAGAGAGGAACAAAACAAAAAACACCAAACCAAUAGGGAUAAGCCUCCAUGCAAUAGUUGGUACUCGUGACAUAAACUUAUUGUAUGACCUGGAUCCAACAGUGAUUCUACAAAGGAAAUGAAUCUAAUCUUGUUCAGGAAAUUAUCAGAUUGAAUUCUAAUUUCAUUUUGAAGUCUCCAAUACUUUAUAUAAGCAAAUGAAAAUCAGCAUACGACAUUUGCUUAACAAAGUUUACAGUCCUAAAGGGUUAAAGAUUUUAGAUGGCAGAAAAGGAGUUUACUUCAAACUGAUAUAUGUUUCUGCAAUUUUCAGGAUAAAAAUAAAGAAUGCAUUGAUAUUAAACUACAUUGUAUAUUCAGUUGCAUGUUUUGCUAUUUAAAAUAAAAAGAUGGCAUAUGUCAAAAGUUGAUUUUCAUUUGUUUACUACCAAUUGUUAAAGACAAGGUACUCUCAGAAAUACUUGACUGCUUUAUUUUCUCUAGAUGCUGUAAUCCGGAUCACCUGCCACAAUUUACACAGACUUCUGAUUUUGGUAAAUAAAAGCAAAAAUGAGAAAUAAAUUCAUGAGUGCUUGCGCCUCCUUGCACCCUCCUGAGGUCAAGUACACAUGCUAGUAAACAGUAAGUAUAGAGGUGAGUAAAUGAUAAGAUGAAAUGGGAACCGAUGCAUUUUAAUUCCUGUGUUCACCUCCACUAUGAUUUGUAAGAUCAGUCAGGGGAAAAAAGGGUCAAAAUAAAGCUUAAUUUAAAGUCGUCUGUCUUCCCCUUUGGUAAGGCCAGCUUUGAUAUAUAUAUAUUUUUUUUGUGUGUGUAGUACUACAAUUGGCAGAAUUGUCUAAAAAGAUAACAGGUGUAUAUUGCCCAUUUAAAAAUGAAUAUAACCCUUUUUAAUUUGGAUAAUAGAUUUAAUGUCCUGUCAAUAAUAUUUGAACUAAUAUAUGUUUACAACUUUGUAAUGUCCAAAUCUGCAGAAACUGUUGCAAAAGGUAAUGCACAUUAUUGCUCUGAAUUAUUUUUGAAGUGUUCAAUUGGUAACUUUACAAUUUGUUACCAAAAUUCAAUAGAAUUUAAAGCAAUUCCUCUCCCUCUCUGCUUUGAUACCAAACAAAGAAUUAUGAAAGGAAAAAUUUUAAACAACUGUUUAAGAAAAUGAUGUCUUCUUUAUCCUUGCAUCUGUUUUUAGUCCAUUUGAGAACUUUUCUUGGUUUACUUUUUUGUAUAAUUUUAGAAUAAAAGAAAAACUACAUUCAUUUUUUUUUUCCAGUUUGGAAAAUCACCCCAACUCCCCAAGACAUUGUGUUUCCUUUUCAAAAAAUCUAAGAUGUGCAUUGCCUGCUCUAUAUUGGAUGUCCUUCAUUGAUUUUUGUUGGGAGUGCUAUGUACUCAUAUGUGAAGAUAACAUAAGCCUUGAAUAGAAAGUGUCAUUUGUGAUUCUGUAUGUAAAUAAAAAUGUUCUUUGAUCUUGUAAUUGUA